This is a messenger RNA of Hylaeus volcanicus, 2619 nucleotides long. It is a transcript of the gene Golgin84, whose product is annotated as golgin-84. Lineage: Eukaryota; Metazoa; Arthropoda; Insecta; Hymenoptera; Colletidae. The record is from RefSeq and is a predicted model, not a curated record. Bases 388 to 2121 code for a protein of 577 amino acids. Gene Ontology annotation, biological process: Golgi organization; retrograde transport, vesicle recycling within Golgi. The transcript has 8 exons. Gene Ontology annotation, cellular component: Golgi membrane; Golgi cisterna.
UACUAAAUAUUACUAAAGUUACAGUAAUAUUUCUGUACAUAUCAAAAUAUUGGUGUACGAUUUUCAAUCAUUUAGGACGAUUUUCAUGUUUUAUAUAAAAAUGUCAGUAGAAUUUGUACAUAAUUUCAAACAGUUUCAAAUCUACGAUUGUCAUAAAUGGUAGACUGUGUGGUAUAUGUGUACAAAUAAAAAGCUAAAUUAGGAACAGUAAUGGCAAUUUUUUAAAGCUUUAUUAUAUUCUUUAUAAUUAUAUGCUACGUAAAUACGUAUUCUCAUGUUUGUUUAAUAAAACUCGGUUAAGUUACUGCAACUGAAGACACAUGAAUUUUGUCAUUUGUUAAACGUCAUCAAAUUUGUAACAAGUCUCUGGCUUAGUCUUUCGUGAAAAUGGCCUGGUUAUCAGGUCUCGCAGACAAGGCAGAGAAUCUGUUAAAUAAAAUAGAUAAAAAUACCGCGGCAGUUUUAAAUAAAGAUAAAUAUGAAGUACCACAGUCUCAAUUAACAGAAGUUACAUGGAUUCCUCCUGAAUCAGGUUUUAACACGCAAGAAGGCACAGCUCUGAAAUCUGCUUUAGGAUCACCAAAGCAAUUUCCUUAUAUUCGUUCGCUACCAAAUCUACCUGUGUUGGCAACAAAUUCUGUUACAUCUGAAGACGAAGAACUUCUUACCUUCUUAAAUACACCUGACACAAGUCCAAAGAAAACCAUAGGAGAAAUUUCAGUGUCACCAUCAACACCUUCUUCGCUUAUGACUAUAGAUUCUGUAUCAGAAUUAUCGAUUCACAGUGGCCGUUCAAGUCCCAGCCUUAUGCAUACAUCUGUAGAUGUUCCAAAUGAUCCUAAUCGUGAUAAUGUAAAUAUAGAAAAUGAAGAUCUUUACAAGAAUGAGGUAGCGCAUAAUAAUGAAAUAGUAGGCAACCAAACUUUGGAGAUUGUGUUGGAUGAUGAACAUAGCAUUGUUGAGAGACAAUUUUAUACAGCACACCAAGAUCAUCAAUACAAAGAGAAACAAGAAAUUAUGGAAACGGAUAAAUUAAUAAAUUCAUCUGAUAAUAAGAAUAUAAGAAAGUACUUGAAAGAAGUAGAAAAGAAUUUGGAGGAGAGGAAUGAAUUACUUGGAAAACAAGAGACAGAUCAUCAAAAAGAAAUCAUUGUAUUGAGUGAGAAAUUACAAUCUUUGCAUACGGAAAGGGUGCAAUUGUCUAAGCAAGUAGCAGAAUUACAGUCUGCUUUAGAAAGAAGUAGAUCAGAAUUAAAUUCCACUAGAUCCGAUUUAGAACAACACAAAGCUAGAGCUUUGAAAACAUUACAAGAAAAAGAAAAAUUAAUAGCAGAAUUAAGAUGUAAUGAAUCUACAGGAGUGGAUGAUACAAUGAUCAUGGAAUUAAAUCAAUUGAGACAAGAACGAGACACACUCAGAGUAGAAAACCAACAGAUUUCUGAGCAGUUGAGAAUAGUGCGUGGAGAAUUAAUGAAUGCUGAUGUGAAAUUAGAAAAAAUGAGACAAAAAUCUACGGAAACAAAUAUACAAACUCAGGAAAUCGUUACAACAGAAAGACGAAGGAGAUUAGACGCGGAAGAGGAUGCAAGAUUACAUGCAGAUGAAAUAAGAUCGUUGAAAGAUGAGCUAAUUCGUCAGCGUAAUAGUUACACUACACAAUUGCAAAAAAAUGAAUCUGAAAUUGCUAAGCUGAAAAUACAAUUAUCUGCGACAUCGACACCCAGUAGCGAAGUAGAGUCGAGACUGGCAACUCUCACACAAACAUUGGUUUCAAAGCAACAAGCUUUAGAAAAUUUAACGACUGAAAGAAAUGCUUUAAGACUACAGUUGGAGAAAAUUGAACAUGAAUUUAGAAACAGUCGUCGUAAUCUUUCGUAUAAUAUAAAUGACACCGAUGAUGCGAAAGCUCAGGUACCGACAUUUUUAAUGGAAACUCCUUUUGAUACUGGAGUUACUAGAAGAGUAAAAAGAGCUUACUCUUCAUUAGAUGCAAUUAGUGUUCGUACAGGUGUAUUUUUGAGGAGAUAUCCACUUGCAAGAAUUUUAGUAUUGAUUUACAUGGCAUUACUUCAAUUUUGGGUUCUUGUAGUUCUUUUAUUGAAGUCACCAGAAGCACAUUAACAUUGAAUAUUUGAAUAAAAGAGGAUAUAAUUUCAUUAAAUCGUACAUGUUUAGGCUGAAUAGAGGAUUUUUGUAAAUAUAUUAUUGUGAUGGUAUGCAUAGAAUAUUGUUAUAUAAUCAGUAAUUAUGAUUACAAUUUUUGAAUACUCUCUUCAUGCUGCUAUGAGGUGUAUUAUAUAAUAUUACAAAGUUGUUAGAUGCAUGAACUACUUUUUCCGAAUGCAUUUGAAUGAUACACAUUUACAAAUAGCAUUUGCGGGAUGUGUUUCAUUUUAACUAAUGUAGUACAUCCAUUUGUAUGAAAUUAUUAUUAAUAUGGGACAAAAACUGUACAUUUACUGUUAAUAAUGGAUAAAAUAUUCUUAUUUGUUCAAAUCAUCGUUUAUUUUUUCACUAUACAGAAAAGUAGAUAUUAUAAUACUAUAAAGGUGAUAAAUAUAAUGUAUUUAGUCAAAUUUAUCCUAAAGAAGAAAAUAAAUAAAUAAAUAAUUCAUUGUA